ACCUAAUUCACUUGUUUGUUUUGACUAAAAACUUAAAUUUGAAAGAAAAAAAAUUUUAGAAACAGGAUAAAAUAACACACUCGUUGGCUUUUAUCUUUCAAUUCACCCGGGAGAUGGAUGGAUGAUUGUGGAUCAAAUAAACAAGGCCAAUCCAAUUUGUAUUAUCCACAGCCACUUGCCAGAGCCUUACAAGUGCUCUGCCUCUAAGCCGAUCAAGGACGAAGAAAGAAAAAGCAACAUAACCAGAGCAUAACAAUGGCGGCUGCUCUUUCUUCCCCCUUAACAUCAGCUUCCUCCGUUCUCUUCUCCUCUUCAAACUACCCCUCCCUCCCAUCUUUCUCACCUUCUCAACGCCUCAGUUUUUCCCACUCUGCUCUCUCUUCUUCUUACUCCGUCUCUCCUGCCCUCUUCACAUUCCCCUCCCCUCGCCUCUCCCCCACCGCCGCCGUUUCCUUCUCCGUCAGGGCUGCCACCGCCGCUGGAGAGAAGAAGAAGGUCCUCAUAGUCAACACCAACAGCGGCGGCCAUUCAAUUAUUGGGUUCUACUUCGCCAAAGAGCUUCUGGGUUCCGGCCAUAAUGUCACCAUCCUCACCGUCGGAGAGGAAGGCUCCGAUAAGAUGAAGAAGCCUCCCUUCAACAGAUUCAGUGAAAUUGUGAGCGCCGGAGGUCGCACCGUCUGGGGAGACCCGCCGGAAAUCGGGAAAGUCCUCGCCGGCGAAACGUUUGAUGUUGUGCUCGACAACAAUGGCAAGGACCUUGAUGCUGUCAGGCCGGUAGCAGACUGGGCGAAAGAGACGGGAGUGAAGCAGUUUCUGUUCAUCAGCAGUGCCGGAAUUUACCUGCCGACCGAGGAGCCUCCCCAUGUUGAAGGCGAUGCCGUGAAAGGCAGUGCUGGCCACGUCGGAGUGGAGAAGUACAUGGCCGAGACAUUCAGCAACUGGGCUUCCUUCCGGCCGCAGUAUAUGAUCGGCUCUGGCAACAACAAAGACUGCGAGGAAUGGUUCUUCGACCGAAUUGUACGGAACAGGCCGGUGCCAAUCCCGGGAUCAGGGAUGCAGCUGACCAACAUUUCGCACGCCAAGGAUCUGUCGUCGAUGCUCACGCUGGCUGUGGAGAAGCCGGAAGCAGCGAGUGGGAACAUAUUCAACAGUGUGAGCGAGAGAGCAGUGACUCUGGAUGGAAUGGCCAAGCUCUGCGCGAAAGCUGCUGGGCUCCCGGUGGAGAUCGUCCAUUAUGAUCCCAAAGCUAUCGGGGUCGACGCCAAGAAAGCUUUCCCCUUCAGAAACAUGGUACAAAAAAGAAGUGAUCGCGCAACAACGAAACCUCUGUUUCUCUCCUAUGAGCACGCCAGCGGAAUGUGGAUAUUUAAUGUAUGUUGUUGUUGUUGUUGUUGCAGCACUUCUAUGCUGAGCCACGAGCAGCAAAGGAAAUUUUGGGAUGGCAGGGAACCACAAACUUGCCUGAGGAUCUGAAAGAGCGGUUCGAGGAGUAUGUGAAGAUUGGCAGAGACAAGAAGACCAUGGCGUUUGAGUUGGAUGAUAAGAUCCUGGAAGCCCUCAAAGUUCCUGCAGCUGUGUAGAAGAGCCAACUCCCUACAAGCUGCGACUUUCAGCACUUUACCUAUAUAUACAUUCUCUAUCUUCUACCCUGAGUUUUGUAUGGCAUCAUUUUGCCUCCUUAUCUGAACAAGGCGUGAUUUGGCUAGGGGAAUCCUGGGGGGGAAAAAUAUGAAAAGUAACUUCCUUUUGAACUCUGAUACUUUCCCGGGGAACCACAGGACAAUCCACAUUUCCACCAAACAAAUGGGUUUCUCCUAGAUCCGUCUUUUAUUCAUAAAUCCAUCUACUGGUCAAAAUUUCAUCAAAUUGGAAAACUAUCAACUAGGAUAUUCACCACCCAACACACACAUUUUUAGCACAUUCAUGAUUCAUGUCUGUCUAUAUCUGCACAAACAAGUUUUCUGAUAAUAAAGUCAAUUAACAUAAGUCAUCCUUGAUCUCCAGCUCUUUGA
Molecule: messenger RNA, 2012 nt
Organism: Linum tenue
Lineage: Eukaryota; Viridiplantae; Streptophyta; Magnoliopsida; Malpighiales; Linaceae
Source: the annotation of a GenBank genome assembly